Messenger RNA from Nicotiana tabacum (common tobacco), 2270 nucleotides. RefSeq names its product F-box/kelch-repeat protein At5g60570-like. NCBI's taxonomy places the organism in Eukaryota, Viridiplantae, Streptophyta, Magnoliopsida, Solanales, Solanaceae. Gene Ontology annotation, molecular function: protein binding. Gene Ontology annotation, cellular component: nucleus. The record is from RefSeq and is a predicted model, not a curated record.
CAGUUUCCUGUUCUUAAGAAAAAACCGCCCCCCCCACACACACACUCUCUCUCUAAAUCUCUCUCAUAGCGAUUCCGGUGAGAAUGUCGCCGUAAUUACAUUUCCGGCGGAUAUUCCGGCGGUAUAAUACCUGAGAUUGGAUCGAGAGUUUAUUUCCUCCGGCAAUGGAAGCAUCACCACACCGGUUUUGCUCUCCGGCGACGCUGAUUCCCCGCCGGCAGAAAUAAGUGGCAGAUUUUCCGGUGAGAUCCUCUAAGGUUUCGGGACCCGGUUUGGAUCCGAAUCACUAUCUUAAUUCCAUUUGUUUUGGUGUAUUUUAUUUUUUCUGCUUCACGAAUAUGCUUUGUAGUUAAUGUUCUUUGGUUUGUGGGGAAAUAUUUUUGAAAAUAUUUGGAAAGUUUGAAGCUUUAAUGGAAAAAACAGCUAAAAAAUGAGUAAAGUUUGAAUCUUUACUGGAAGUUUGGGUUUUUAUUGAUUAUUGAAUAGGUGGAAUUUCAAUAACUUUGAUUAGAGGUGCUAGUUUUGAGAUAAAAAUAAGACUUUUUUGAGGGGCAAUAUUGUAAUUGCUGCUUUGUUUGAAUGGAUAGUUAAGAAACAAGGUGGAGGUCUUUUCCAAGAUGGGUUGUUUUUUUUUUGGGCUAAAGUGAGAAAAUGAUGUUUUGAUGGAAAAGAUUGGAAUUUUUGACCUUUUCACAUAUACUUUUGUGAGUUUUGUGAAGUUUGAUUGCUAGGGGAACUCUGGCUGGUGUAUUGAUAACAUGGCUUCUGAAACCCACAAGUCAAAGAAAGUGUUCUGUUGUAACAAUAAGGUUAAUAAGUCUUCUCAUGAUUAUUUGUUUGGGAAGGAAGAUGAAGAGGAGAGGAGAAUGAGGUUAGAAGAAGAAGUUGAUGAUGGUCAUUGCAAGUUUGGAUCAAGUGAUUCACUUCUUCCGGGCCUACAUGAUGAUGUUGCUUUAACAUGUCUCGCUUGGGCUUCUAGAUCGGAUUAUGCAUCGUUGUCGUGCCUGAAUGGAAGGUUUAAUUCACUAAUCAAGAGUGGUUAUUUAUAUGACUUGCGAAGGCGGUUAGGUGUUGUUGAACACUGGGUGUAUAUGGUUUGUGAUCCUCGGGAUUGGGAGGCUUUUGAUCCUUUCAGAGAGAAAUGGUUGAGAUUGCCAAAAAUUCCAUGUGAUGAUUGUUUUAAUUUUGCAGAUAAGGAGUCAUUAGCAGUUGGAAGUGAACUGCUGGUUUUUGGCCGCGAGUUGUUUGAUUUUGCUAUAUGGAAAUAUAGUUUGGUUCAAAACAACUGGGCGAAAUGUGAAGGAAUGAAGCAUCGUCGUUGUCUAUUUGGAUCAGGUAGUCUUGGUUCGAUUGCUAUUAUUGCAGGGGGUAGUGACAAGAAUGGAAAUGUACUAAAAUCUGCCGAGCUUUAUGAUUCCUUGACCGGUAGAUGGGAAAUACUGCCAAACAUGCACUCUCCCCGUAGAUCGUGCUCUGGCUUUUUCAUGGAUGGAAAAUUCUAUGUGAUCGGUGGGAUGACUAGCUCUACUGAUUCUUUAACUUGUGGGGAAGAAUUUGAUAUACAAACAAGGAAGUGGAGGAAAAUUGAGGGCAUGUAUCCAAAUGUCAAUAGAGCUGCUCAGGCACCUCCUCUUGUUGCAGUUGUUAAUAACCAACUAUAUGCAGUUGAAUAUCUAACCAACAUGGUAAAAAAGUAUGACAAGAAGAAAAACUCAUGGGAAGUGUUGGGAAGACUUCCUGUGAGGGCUGAUUCUUCAAAUGGUUGGGGUCUUGCUUUCAAAGCACGUGGUGAAGAACUUCUGGUGGUGGGCGGUCACAGGGGCCCAGAAGGUGAAUCUAUCGUAUUGAGUUCUUGGGCACCAAAAUCAGGGUUUAAGGACGGCACCUUGGAUUGGAAGGUCAUCGGUCUGAAAGAGCAUUCUGGGGUCUUUGUAUACAAUUGUGCUGUGAUGGGUUGUUGAGAAGUUGAGUCAACCAAAUGAAGAGAAGUCACUCUUUUCAACCGUUGUUUUUAGCUUAAUUCCAACACAUUGUUUGAUUUAUUAGCUUUUUUUUUUCAUUAUCCAAUUUAACAUAUUUCUGGUGUUUGAGAUAAGCAAUUGUUCUAGCCAAACAUCCUCAAACUGGAUGGUUAUCUCACUCACUCAUUCUGCAGACUGCUUGCUUCCAAGUGUUCUUAGUUUUCACCUUGUUCAUUGAGUUAUAUGGCUGAUUCACUGAUCUAAAGGAUACUAAAUAAUGGAUAUUUUUCUUCUUAUGUUUGAAUUUUC